CGUCAGAUUGGAAUGAGGGAGUGAAUGUUCCGGGUCAGACACUGGACUGAGAGGAAAUUAACUCUGGGACAAGGAAAACAGUAGGUUACACGAAAUAAAACAGAGAUGUGAUCGUUUUCUGGACCCGAUUAGAAAAACUACUAACAUCCCAGUGGUGACGUGAUUAAAGGAUAAAGAACCAAGCGAAAAAUCAGGUGCCUAUAAGUAUUCAAAGUGAGAUAGACAGCGUAUGUAUUCCAUGGUGUCCAGUGCAAUUUAUUUACGCCUGUGGAGGUGGUUUCGAUGUUUAUUUUCUUUGAAAUUCCGUCCGAAGAGCAAGAAGGUGUUUGGCAAGCCAUCUAGCUAGUUCAGUUUGAGUAGUAGCUGGCCGUAUUCAGUUGUUUCUUUUAUUUGACGUCUUUUCGGGAUAUUUUUUAAGAACGGAUUUUGCCAUCACCCCGUGAUGUUUCAGUGUAUACCCCUGUGGCGGUGCAAUCGUCAUGUUGAAUUGAUCGAUAAGCGGCACUGUUCUCUGUUGUACGUUCCGGAUGAGAUCUACCGCUACAGUCGGAGUUUGGAGGAGCUUUUGCUGGAUGCUAACCAACUCAGUGACUUGCCCAAGCCAUUUUUUCAGCUGCUAAAGCUACGAAAGCUGGGCCUGAGUGACAACGAGAUCCAAAGACUUCCUCCAGAAAUAGCAAACUUCAUGCAGCUGGUAGAACUUGAUGUCUCUCGUAAUGACAUCAUGGAAAUUCCAGAGAGCAUUUCUAACUGUAAAGCUCUCCAAGUAGCAGACUUUAGUGGAAACCCAUUAACAAGAUUGCCUGAGAGUUUUCCAGAGCUUCAGAAUUUAACAUGCCUUUCCAUCAAUGACAUUUCGUUGCAGGCUCUUCCCGAAAACAUUGGAAACCUCUCCAACUUAGUAUCACUGGAACUCAGAGAGAAUCUGCUGACAUAUUUACCAGAGUCACUAUCGCUACUUCACAGACUUGAAGAACUUGACCUAGGGAACAAUGAACUUUACAAUUUGCCAGAAACAAUAGGAUGUCUUGUCAGCUUAAAGGACUUGUGGCUGGAUGGAAACCAGUUGGCUGAAAUACCUGCAGAGAUGGGCAGCAUGAAAAGCCUCCUGUGUCUAGAUGUAUCAGAGAACAAGCUGGAGCACCUUCCAGAGGAGAUGGGUGGCCUGGUCUCCCUUACUGACCUGCUCGUGUCCCAGAACCUCAUCAAUGCUCUGCCAGAGGGCAUAGGAAAACUAAGGCGACUGUCGAUAUUGAAAGCAGACCAGAAUCGGCUUGCCCAGCUACCAGAGAGCAUUGGCAACUGUGAGAGUCUCACUGAACUGGUGCUCACUGAGAAUCGGCUACAGAGUUUGCCAAGAAGUAUUGGAAAACUAAAGAGACUUUCCAACUUCAACUGUGAUAGGAACCGACUAGCGUCAUUGCCAAAAGAGAUUGGAGGCUGCAGUAGCCUGAAUGUCUUCUGUGUUCGAGGGAACAGGCUGACACGAAUUCCCUCUGAGAUCUCUCAGGCCACAGAACUGCAUGUGUUUGAUGUGUCUGGAAAUCGACUACUCCACCUACCCAUAUCUCUGACCAUGCUGCGACUCAAGGCCCUGUGGCUGUCAGAGAACCAGUCCCAGCCUCUACUCACCUUCCAGAAUGACAUGGAUCCAGAGUCGGGGGAAAAAGUGCUCACCUGUGUUCUCUUGCCCCAGCAGCCUUUAGAACCUGACAGUAAAGGCUCAGACAACCUGGCUCGCUGCGGUGCUCUGGAGAGCCUGGUGAAUGACGUGAUGGAUGACACCUGGGAUGACAGGGCCAUGAACAGGAUCAGUGCCAUCCACUUCCUGGAUGAUGACGAUGACGAGGAUGAUGAAAAGGGAACGCUGAUGCGACGGGCCACUCCUCACCCAGGCGAGCUGAAGACUAUGAAGAAAGCAGCGGAGAACCUCCGCAAUGACCUGAAUGCCGCCAAAGGCCUGGAUUCCAACAAAAACGAGGUCAAUAAUGCUACAGUCACCACGUCUGUGUGACUCUUACCUCAGAAACAUUCUUACCUCCUGUGUCUCUCGCCAUGUUCUCCUGCACAACCCCUUGAACCUACUUUUCCCCACAAACCCCUCUGCGAUCUACCUACCCCUCCUGCAGCUCAUCCCUGGGACUCUGCUGUGAUCCUCUUGUCCAGUAUCUUACUUCAUCUCCAAUACCCUGCACGGUAUCUGGCUCAGACUACCAGGGCCCAUGUGCCUUCUUUUCAAACUAUUGUGCUAUCUUUUCAAACAGCAAUAAUAUGCACAGGUGUGCUCCUUUUUAAAGGUAUUUUUUAAAGUUAGUGCUUUUUAAAUAUGUAUUUUUUUCCUUUUUUUUUACAGACAAUAGGUAGUUGCACUACUGUAACUCUUAAGUAUAUUAAAUAUUGUUGACUUCUUUAUAUAUAUUUGUUUUAUUUUUAAACACUGGGGGAAUAUUUCUUUUUACAUUUUGGGGAUACUUAGUUUUUGGACCUACUGAUUUAAGGGUUAUUGUAUAGUCAUUUGUGAAUAUUGAUACUUUUAUACUUUUUGGCAGCUCAGAUGGUGUAAAUUAAAACAAUGUAUAGCAAGUUUCUUAAACUAUCGCAGAAUUUAAAAAAAUGUUAUAUCUUGGUAUUUGGUACGUAUUUUAUUUCCUUUUUAGUGUUUUCUUUUUAAGUAAAGAAAUUAACAAAAAUGCAGUUGCUAAUGUCUUAUCAAAACAAUAUAAUUCCCUUUGGGUGAGUAGACAGCCUCGGAUCUUCUUUUCUACUCCAUUGUCUAACUUCUUAAUCAAAUCCUAAACUCAUUUUUAUAUAGACAUGUUUGGUAAUUUUGUAAUUAAGUUUGGAACAUGUACCAUAACCACUCUCCCACAACCGAUUGAGUGGAAGUGACAAGGCUGUCUUACUUUCUUUCAUUGCGAUUUACUGCUUUGAAAUGUUUUCUUAAUACCAGAUACCAGAAACAGCUGCAUUUUAACAUUUGCCACUUUCUCCCUUUAACACAUGAGCUUGGACUUUCAAUGGCCAAUUUCAUUACAAACAAGGUAAUAAGGACCAGGGUGGAAUCUUUUGAAAAUGCAGUUGAAGCAUACACUAAUGCACUUCUUAAAGUUUUUUGCGUCUUCAUAAAAACAGAUUGUUCUUCAAAUGGUACACUACAACAUUGAUUUAACUUUUUUUGUUUUAAAUGUAUUUCAAGGAGAGGACCAUAUACAUUUGUUUUAAUGUGGAUUUCAUCUUUCUUUUUAAAUUAUUUUCUUUAAUGAUCAAGCUGCACAAAAAAUACAAUUUGAAAUUGGCAUGGACACUGAGCCUACAGAUUUGGAUUACUUUUAACCACUGAUAAAAUAAAAUGGGUUUAAAACCAAA
Salmo salar (Atlantic salmon) is the source of this 3366-nucleotide messenger RNA. RefSeq lists its product as uncharacterized. Gene Ontology annotation, molecular function: protein kinase binding. Gene Ontology annotation, biological process: neurotransmitter receptor transport postsynaptic membrane to endosome; neurotransmitter receptor transport, endosome to postsynaptic membrane; establishment or maintenance of epithelial cell apical/basal polarity. NCBI's taxonomy places the organism in Eukaryota, Metazoa, Chordata, Actinopteri, Salmoniformes, Salmonidae. The record is from RefSeq and is a predicted model, not a curated record. Gene Ontology annotation, cellular component: adherens junction; basolateral plasma membrane; postsynaptic density.